Molecule: messenger RNA, 6662 nt
Organism: Colletes gigas
Lineage: Eukaryota; Metazoa; Arthropoda; Insecta; Hymenoptera; Colletidae
Product: acid sphingomyelinase-like phosphodiesterase 3a
Exons: 10
Coding region: 487-1905 (472 amino acids)
Molecular function (GO): hydrolase activity
Source: RefSeq, a predicted model, not a curated record
GUUGCGAGCCGCGCGCGGUCCGCCCGCUUCUCUUGUGCUUCGUAUCGUCACGUAAACGCGCGCCACGCAGUGCUACGGGUGACACGCACCGAGUCGCUGGAACAGUGAUUGGGAGAUCCUCGAUCUACCAAGUAUUGUGAAAAUUAAAAGAAAAAGAAAGAAAGAUAAAUGUAGAGUACCGGUUAAUUCGGUGUUUAGAUUAUCUAUAAAGACUGGUUCGGGAACAGAAGAAGGGAUUUUAGUGUUCGCGGAAGAAUGAUCCGGUGGGUCUGCGAUCGAUAGUGGAUCGCAUCGAAGAAUUUCCGACUCGUGAAUCCAGUUUAUACGGCUGCUCGAUAGCUGACGGAUCAUAAGUUUCCGAGAGCUCAGACAUCAGGGGGAUUGAAAAGCGUGCGCGUGUGAGUGUGUGUCCCGCUAUGGCCCGCUACGAUUGAGUCUGUCGCGACGCUCUUUCGUAUCGCCCGACGUACACGAUCCAAUCCCGGAAUGAUGAUCCGCGACUAUCUGAUGCUACUCUCGUGGCUGUGCGCGGUGCAAGGAAAAAUAGGGUAUUUCUGGCACAUCACCGACAUCCACUAUGACCCCAAGUAUUCUACCCAGGGAAACGCAGCGAGCAUGUGCUGGAACACAAGGAGCAGCGGCGAUAACGGGCGGAUACGGGCCAACAGAAAGCAGGCAGGAGAGUUCGGCGACUAUAGCUGCGAUUCACCGUGGGCCUUGAUCGAAUCAGCGGCGAGGGCAAUGAGAUCGCAUCGCGGCGAAGGAAUCGAAUUUGUCCUCUGGACGGGUGACGCGCUGACGCGCACCGCUGGCAUGAGCGCCGAGCUGCGUCUGCAGUGUUUGCGGAAUUUGACCGAUCUGUUGUCUCGCACGUUUAAGGAACAAUUUGUGUUUCCGGCGCUCGGACACGAGGACAUCGGAGUAAGCUUCUCGCAGCUCGCUGUGUUCUGGCAGCAAUGGCUGCCGCAGGAGGCUUUGGACACGUUUCAAACCGCCGGAUAUUACACGAUAGAGCAGCGCUCGAAAAAGUAUCGAAUCAUCUUCCUCAACACAAAUUUGUGGUUGAACACAGCCGACAACCAUACAUUGCAUCGCUCUGGAAGCACGAUCCAUAACACGCUCGAUCCUUUCGGUCAAUGGAACUGGUUCGAGUCGACCCUCGACAAUGCUCGAAGGAAGGAGGAAACGGUUUAUAUCGUUGGUCACACGCCACCAGGAGUCGAUGAACGCGAGAGCGGCGCCGCUGCCCUCAGCGGAAGGCACAACGCCAAGUACCUUCGAUUGGUCAGCCUCAACUCGGACAUCAUUCGCGGGCAAUUCUUCGGUCACUGGCACUCCGAUACUUACCGCGUAGUUUACAGCGAUACAGGUCUGCCGGUAUCUUGGAUAAUGAUGGCACCCAGUAUAUCGCCCAGCACGCCUGGAGGCCCCAACAAUCCAGGUUUGAGACUGUACAAGUUCGAAACUAAAACCGGCCAGGUCCUGGAUUAUACGCAGUACUAUCUUAAUCUGCCGGAAGCGAAUUCAAUCGGGAAGGCAAACUGGGUGGUUGAGUACUCCAUGCUCGACUACUACGAGCUUCAGGAAAUAACGCCGAUUACUCUUCACGACUUGGCCGACCGAUUCACGCAAUCCAAUGAUUACGCUUUCGUCAGAUAUUACGCUGCCAACACGGUCUCGCUGCCGCGGGAAGUCGAGCAAAUUUGGGGAUGCGGCGGCCCUCUGAACGGUGCCUGCGCCCUCCAUCACUACUGCACGGUCACCAGGCUGAACCCCGAGUCCUACAAAGAGUGUUACUCGUCUUACGCCUACCCGUUGGCCUCCACCGCCCUCUCAACGGCGCCCCAGUACUUCUCACUGCAUCUGCUUGUCCUGGUCUGCGCGGAGCUGCUCAGAAAUCGGUAGGUUACGACCACGGGCGUUGCUACGGAAGGCAGACGCGCGUCCUCGCUAGCAAUCGCGCGCGAUUUUCGCCAAGGUCGUUGUUGGAUCUUCCCGUCGACGUCCGCCUCGAGGUGGUAGAUCGGAGGGAGAGAGCGUCGAUACGCGUGUUGCGUCUCCUCGUCUCCGUCAGGCAUGUCCAAACCGAAGCUACCUGAAGCUCAGGCACCUUCCCUCCCACCCACUCUGUCCCGUCAACGCGGUACCAAAAUGGCACUGAGGCCGGUGUGCCGCGUCCCACGACACGAACGUCCGCCGUAAAACUUUAGCGUAUCGUAUUUUUUUGCUUUACGAGCGUAACGUUCGGCCGGAAGCGGAACCUCGUCGAGUUUCUCUGCUUUUUCGCGGCGAGUGGCUCCGCCCGUGGACAUGCCGUGGCGAUUUAGCGAGAGGCCUGCCAAAGUUGCAAUCUCUUGUAUCCCUUUGUACUUUCGAUAUAAUAUUCAAAGAAUUUGAUACGUUUGAAAUUUAUGGGCAUUAUGGACUAAUCAAAACUGAACGCCAUUAGCAAACGGAAGUUAUGUAUCGUUCCAACAAUUUACAAAUUAAGAGGAAUUUUUAACGUAGAAGAAUUGGGAUAAUGUAACGUCUCUUUCUAUAUUGAUACCCUCAUCGUCGAAGUUCAAUUUGCAUCGCUUGAAAUAUUCCUACUUUACUUUAAGGGGGUCUUCUACUGUAAACCGCCAAAAGUUCCAUUUUUUCCUCCAUUUUCUUAAAAUAUACAGUCUUAGAAAUAUCUGUGCAAAAGCAUAUCACCGAACUUCUAAAGUUAUACCUGUUUAAACGGUCUGAUCCUUCUGUUUAAAUGCGUUUUUUUCAAAACUAUCUUUUCCCAAUUGGCUUUUAUGAUAUCUCAACAUCUACUUGACCGAUUUCGUUCAAAUUUAGCGUGUAACUUCAGUACAAGUGUCGCUAUAGCCUGUACUAAAAUAAAGUCAAAAUCAAGUUAGCCCUUAAGUAGAUUAUAAUUAUUGUUUAAAUUUAUGUAAUUCUCCAUUAGUUCAUUAUUUUUUAAACGCUUUAAAGGAAAGUUGAUUUCCAUUUACCAAUCUAGUAAAAAUCAACGUUAAGUAAAAUAAUUCAGUUGUUACGAUACAUUUCGUUUACACUUAGUAACGAGGUCUGUUUUUCGUCACAAGUUAUAAUGCAAACAGAUCUGACCUGAAAUAAUAUAAACUCUAGACGUAAGUUUUACGGUGCUGAAGCAGUGCCAGAAAAGGCAGUCGAGUUUCGGAUCUCGAGCUGUGAACUUGUAAAACAUUUUAACCGUGCUUUCCUGAAAAAGUUAUAUUUUGUGGUAUUGAAAUCAUUUUCGGGUAAGUUUUAUACGCGUGACUAAAGAAUGGUGUACUUGUCAAAAGACUACUUCCUCGCGAAGUUUGUACUCAUUACCACGAAAGGCGUGUAUUUAAUUUGACUAAGAGAUUUUAUUUAAAUAAUUUUUUACAUAAACAUAAUUAUUUUAAAAAUCCAUCCUCGAAAAAGUUUGAAUACCACCGUAUUAUAUUUUCACGAACGGAUUAGUUUAUUGUGCAGCACAAUUCAAUAUCGGCACAAUUCGAUUACUAUGCCCCGUUUAGUUCGAAUUGGUGCAUGUUUUUCGUGUUUCAUUCCCUUUCCGCGUUAUUGGUAUGCCGUAUAAUAUCGUCACUGAUUUUAUCGUAAUAAGUGAAAAGAGGAAUAUAAACUUCCCAGAGCUUCUGCAGUGCAACGUUAAAUCCAAGUUUCGCGAGCGUUAAAUGUUCGCUAAAUUGUUGCACGACGAAGGGCACGAUAAUACCGAAAACAAUGUUUUAAAUAUAAAUUUAAAUAAGCAGAUUACAAAAGUAAUCUGUCCCAUUUUCUGCUCGUUUAAGCGAAGUGGCUGCACCGGAGUUAAAACUUUAAACUUUCAUUGCAGAGCAUAACUUGCCCACCUAUAUCUCUUUCGGAUCAUUUGCUUGGUCUUGUUUGAAAUACUUGUCGGAACUUUAAAAUUAUCAAAGACAUUAAGCAUGUGAGGAUCAAAGGAACUUUCACGUACCAUAAUGUCCUUGAUCUUUCUUCGAUGAACUUACUUUUCAAUUACUUAUGGGUUUCUCGUUGGUUAUAGUUGAAUACAUUGAUAUAUUUGCAAUUAAAGAACUCAGUUUGAUAAAUAUUUAAUUCUUUUAGAAAUUAAUUGAGCUGCAGAAACCUUUUCCGAACAACGUAAUAUUUGUUUUGCAAACAUAAUUAGCUUUGCAAGUGAUAACACCGUGGUAGAGGCGAAUGUUCUUACCCUUUUGGUCCAAAAGCUUGUUCAGACGAGUAAAAAAUAUUUACCAUUUUCUGUCGAAUAGAUCAAAGAAAUUGUUAAUAUAUUCAAAGUUUCAGAUUCUUUCGAAAUGUUGUUAAAGGAUGCUGGGGGUCAGUAGCCUGCUUUUAAAAUAAUUCUUUACGCUUGGCUUUUGCCGUAUUAAAAACAUUGAAAAAUCCAAUUACUGAAAUGUGCUAUGCAUUCUUAGCAUAAAUUUUCUCUGAUUUGAAUAAACUUGGAGUUUCGGAGCAGGUACCUACGGAACGUGCCAAUUAAAAAAUUGCCCCGGCAACAGUGUCAAAGAGACCAAUUCCAUACACAGAGAAGGAUUGAAAUUUAAUGACUCGUCACAAAUUAAUUAAUAGGAUUUUCUGUCUUUGGCAAGAUUACAAUGUCUUUGCAAUGAAAUGAAAGAGAAGGGUUGGUAAAGAAAUCGAUGUUGAAAGACCGACUUUAUAAUCAAAAGGAUGUAUAUGACUUUUAUGUAAAAUUGGAUAUUUUUCGAUCGGUGAUUUUGAUACUUCGAUAAAAUCACUUUGGCAGACCUGCUCGUAACCGCGGGGGGAUUCGUCGAUGAAAAUGACCGUGUAUCGAGGUUUCCAGGCGCGAUGGUCGCCUUCAGCGACGGGGCGCGGGCACAACGAUCGAACGAUCGUUUAAUUACUCGGUCCGUGGAAUUUCACGGUCUCGAGCGCAAUUGGCAUCCGGUUGGUGGCGAGUAGCUCGACAGUUAUGGUCGGAGCUUACCGCCGCGACAUUCGGUGCGAUGAUCCAGGGCCGUGACAAGGCAGGGACAGAAGGGGUAUGUGACCCUGGGUGCCGUGUAACAAAGACCCAAAAACGAGCUACUUUGAAAGGAAAGAAAAAAUAAAUUAUUUACUUCGAUACUUUACGUAUUAUUUGUGAAAUAAUACAGUAAGUCCUCCACUGACGCGGUCGAUUUGUUUCAAAGCUUUCUGCGUAAGUCAAACUAUACAGGAUGCUCCUAGGUUGAAUGGUCGAACUUGAAAUGCCAACGGAGGAUUUUGAAAUCAAGAAAAUUUCUUAUGGAAACGAACAACGUCGAAAUUUUCUUUGUUUCGAGAUCCUUUUACAUUUCAACUUUGCUUGGUUUGAUUUGUGGACACCCUGUAUAAACAUGACGAAUCGCGGGGAGAAAAAAAGAUGAAUUCUGGAUUUAAAAGAUUGUGAUUGAAGGGAAUAUGGAGAGCGUGGAGUAAUUUUUUAUUAGUCGCAAGCUUUAUGAAGACUGACCACGACGUCUGACCCAAUACGUGUCGCAACCCCUUUCAGGACUGAUCUUUCUUUCUGUCUACGAUGCGUUCGGUACACAAUCGUAGUCUCGAAAGUUAAUGAAAGUUAAGCAGAUCCAUGUGCACUCUAUAAUGGGAAAAAAUAAUUGAAGCCAAGAAAACUUUAUUUAAUAUACAUAUAAAUACGUACAUUUAUACAAGAUAUGUGUAUGGACGCGAAUGCGGGCACAACCUCGUUUCUACGAAUCCGCGUACCUUGAAACCGCGUAGCAUAAGGACUCACGUUUUCUAUUUAUUUUAAUAAACGAUUAUAUGGAACUACAUGUUGCAUUUUUAUAUCGGUAAUUAUUAAUGCUUGGACAACGGAUGCCAAGUCGAAUACAAACCGAGGAUAAAUUUCUUUUAUUUUACACUUUUCGUACUUGUACAUAAUGAACGAAAGGAGAAAAUAUAUUUAAUACAUAAAUGAAUUCUCCUCCGAUGGGAUGCGUACGAAAUAUUUCUUUCUAAACUAAUACAUAACUAUUACAAAUAUUCUUUUCAUUUUUGGAACGAUAUAGUUCAAUUUAGAUUUCCGUCAAUAACAAGGUAAAAGUGAAAGAGAAAAAUUAACUCGCUCGAAAUCCACUGUCCGAGAAUUAAAACUUCCAGUCUUUUAAGUUGCAAUAAUUUUUCUUAUCGGUCUAUUUUUAUCAUAUUUUUGUCCACGGUCGUACCAAAAAUGGUAAAAUUCGAUUUUCUUUCGAAAAAUUCGAGAUUGAAUUUCUUUUACGAUAGCGAGGCAAGGUACCCAUAAAUGUAUUAUAUAUUAAUCGUAAAGGGUGCCGUAUUCCAUUGUUGUCCUGGGCGCCAAAGUACCUGGGCACGGCCCUGCGAUGACCUGACGCGGCCGCGAAACGAGAGGGUGACUGAGGGUCCUCGGAUGAGAAUCGUUUUUUGGAAAAAUAACAAAAAAAAAAAAUCAUUGAUGUUGUACUUACUUCUCUUAAACGUUCGGUGUACGGUGUUUUAACACGAGAGAAUAUUAUAACGCGCCGCGCGCCGAAAUCUGACAGCGGGACACGAGCAACGACGCGAGAAAGAGUGAAUUGCGACGUGCAGAACGCACGAUCGAUCCCACGAAGCCGCUGACACUUAUUCGGCGACGUCGCGCGACUUCGGUCCAUUCUUGACUGGACGCGAAGUCGACG